UGUUUCGAAAAUUUUGAUCCAAUUUGCCUCUUCAAUUGGUAACCACCUCUUCUUUAACCUAAAUUCUCUUAUUAUUUGAAUAAAUUUUCUCUUAUUUGAAGUUUUGAACCACUGUUUAUUUUUACCCCAUCUCUUCCCUUCCUCACUAGUUCAUGCUCAAGUUCUUGAAUCUAGCCAUUGAGGCGGUAGGUUUAAACUCCAACCAGUUAAGGGCAUGUUUGGUUCAAAAUAAACAGAUGGGUAAAGGCGUUAAGAAAGCAGGAGUUCUUUACCACUACCCUUGCCCUGAUGGAGCUUUUGCAGCUCUUGCUGCUUACCUUUAUUUCUCUUCCACCUCUCAAUCUGCCCUUUUCUUUCCCAAUCGUGUUUAUGAUCCCAUUAGGGUUGAAGAUCUUCCAUUGGAGGACCUUGAUGAUAUUUACCUUCUGGAUUUUGUGGGUCCUGCCGGAUUUGUUAAGGACAUCUUCUCAAAAGUAAAAAGUGUCAUUAUCUUAGACCAUCACAAGACUGCACUUGAAAUGUUCUCUGAGAGUAAUUUUGUCGCGAAUAAUCUUACCAAGAUCAUAGAUAUGAAGAGGAGUGGUGCUACUAUUGCUUAUGAUUUCUUUGAGAAGAAGAUUUUGUCCGAAUCCAACAUUGAAAGUACUGUUUUGUGGAGAGAAAUCGACAGUAGAGAUGCAUUGGUAUCCAAAAGUGAAGUAGAAAGAGUUAAACAACUAUUUAAAUACAUUGAAGAUGCAGACUUAUGGAGGUGGGCUCUUCCUGAUAGCAAAGAAUUCAGCAGCGGGCUCAAAGAUAUCAUCAGAGAGUUUAGUGUUGACUUGAACCCAUCCUUAUUCGAACAGUUAUUGGCUCUAGAACCUCAUCAUGUGAUUAGUCAAGGUCGGAUGAGCUUAGCAAGUAAGCAAAAAUUAAUAGAUGAAAUUCUUCUAACAUCCUAUGAGAUUGCACUUGGGGGUGGAAAAUUUGGACAGUGUCUGGCUGUGGAUGCUGAUUCCAUUUCAGACCUUAGGAGUGAGCUGGGUCACCAAUUGGCUAUCAAGAGCCAUCACUUUAACUUGAGAGGCAUUGGAGCUGUGGUAUAUAGAGUUCAAGAACUUGAAAAUGAGCAUGUAGUGAAGAUAAGCCUCCGAAGUGUGGCCUCAGAAGAUAGUACAAUCAUCUCACAGGAAUAUGGUGGGGGAGGGCACAAAAAUGCCAGUUCCUUUAUGUUGGAUGUUGCAGAAUUUGAGAAAUGGAAGGUUCAAGUUAGAUGAUUAUUUGGGCAGGUGACUUAUGUGCAACAGCAGAGAGAGAGAGAGAGAGAGAGAGAGAGAGAGAUGCCCAUUCAAUCAUGGGCGUGCUGUUAAAUUGAGAUGUGCGGAGAACAUGUAUAUAAUAAUUUAAGAAGAGGAAUAAGAUUUCUUUUCUUUUUUUUUAAAAAAAAAGAGGAUUAGUAUUAACUUAGUGGAUUAUUAUGUCUACUUUCCUUUAUGAGAUAACAUGAAUAUCACUUCAUAAAAUUAUAGAAAUGUAUAUGAGAAGAUCAUUUACUUUUGAUGCAAGGAUGUUAUAAUCACUA
This is a messenger RNA of Amborella trichopoda, 1561 nucleotides long. RefSeq names its product DHHA1 domain protein. NCBI's taxonomy places the organism in Eukaryota, Viridiplantae, Streptophyta, Magnoliopsida, Amborellales, Amborellaceae. The record is from RefSeq and is a predicted model, not a curated record.